AUGUCGGACGUUAAUGUAAAUCAUUUGAUACAUCUUUCACUGGUUAAAAUUGCCAAGAAUUUACAAAGCCGUAAAGGUUGCGAAUUGAGACGGACGUUAUUAUUAAGUUCCAUCUUAGAUCGGGCGAGAUACUGUGCUACGACACCAUGCAGUGAAAGUGACGAAAUGAUAAUCGGAAAUGAUGACAACAAAAAUUCAUGUCAAAAUGCGAUAGUGGCCCAUGCAAACGAUUACGAUGAAAGCCAAAAUGAUGCUGUUUGUCAACAAUCCCAACAAGGAAUGGAAGAUUUAUCCACAGUGUCGAUGGAUUGUGAAAGCGUAGCGGACGACAGCAAAUUGAUACUAGAGAAAGACUCUCAAAGGAGUGAUGAUAUCCAUCACAAUGAUGCCAAUCCAUCCCAUCAGCCGAAAUUAAGAGAUGAUGACCAUUGCAACGGUCAAAAAAGAAAGUUACUCAUUGUUAAUAAAGAUCAAGUUGUUCCCGGUGAUUCUGUUGAAAUUACUGAAUUGGAGUACUAUCGGGAAGAAGAUGAAAAAGAUGAAAAUUCACUCAUGGAUUUAUGCUCACCCACAAAGCGUAUUAAAGUUUUCUAA
This is a messenger RNA of Trichoplax adhaerens, 594 nucleotides long. RefSeq lists its product as uncharacterized. NCBI's taxonomy places the organism in Eukaryota, Metazoa, Placozoa, Uniplacotomia, Trichoplacea, Trichoplacidae. The transcript has a single exon. The record is from RefSeq and is a predicted model, not a curated record. The coding region runs from base 1 to 594 and encodes 197 amino acids.